CCGGAGCUGAUAUAAAGAUGUACAGGGAACAAUGAGUCUGGCCAGACUCAGCGUGUCCGAAGAAAGAUAAAGAGGCACACUGGGGAAAAUGGAUCUUGGCUCUUAUAAUACGCACUAUUUCUAUGAUGUGGAUCUGAAAGAAGACUUCUACCGAUGUAUUGCUCCAAGUGAGGACAUCUGGAAAAAGUUUGAACUUGUACCUGGUUGCUCACUAUCCGCUGCAGGAUGCAAAGGUGGAGGUGGUAAUGACUGGGGAGCAGAACUCAUGGAUCUUGGCUGGGAAUCUCCUGUGAAAUUAUCUGGCCUCAGCAAAGUAGUCCUUUUGAGAGACUGUAUGUGGAGUGGAUUCUCUACCAGAGAGCGCCUGGAAAAAGUCAUAAACGAGAGGAUAUCAAGUGGCAGUUCAUGGGCAGGUAGUGGUGCCAAACCACCUUUGGAUACCGAAUUGCCGGAAACUGGAGUUGAGCCCCCAGAGCAGAUCUCUGCACAACAUCUUGUUCCAACCCAAGUUCCAGAAAAGGCUCAACAUUCUUCUGGGUCAGAAAGUACUAGUGACUCUGAAGAUGAAAUUGAUGUAGUGACUGUGGAGAAGAGGAAAGCUUAUGGUGGUCGGCAGCCCGUGACCAUCACGGUACGAGCUGAUCCACUAGACACUUCAACAAAGCUCUUCCACAUUUCCAUCCAUCAGCAGCAACACAACUAUGCUGCCCGGCUUCCUGAACCUAGCGAACCAUCUCCUGAGAGUCCACCUACUACCACAGAGGAGCCUGGAGAGGUGAGCUCAUACUCUAUGCAACCCUGUAGCCCACCUUCAGCAAACUCUCCUCUGGCUUCUGGAAGUUCAGACAGUGAGGACAUUGCAAAGCGAAAGAAUCACAACUAUAUGGAAAGGAAAAGAAGGAAUGACCUGCGCUCCCGUUUUCUGGCAUUGAGAGAAGAGGUCCCAGGACUGGGUAAAACCUCUAAAACGCCUAAGGUGGUCAUUCUUGGCAAAGCAACUGCAUAUUUGAGGGACCUUAUCACAGAGGAGCAACGGCUUGCCAAUGAAAAAUCAAAGCUCCGGUCCCGUCACCAGCAGCUCAUGAGGAAGCUGUCUCGAUUGAGAGGCCGCUGAGAGACAUUGGGCAGUGUUCUGCCAUGCACAUUUGCACAUUUAUUGGGGAUGGGGAGGGUUAAACUAGUAUGCACAUAUGUGAGACUACUUCAAAGACAGUGUUCUGCAGAGCACAAUGGGAAAAGGGGCUUGUCUUGUUUCAGGUGAUUAUGAAUGAUUCCUCUGGUUCCACGGCUGACUUGUGUUCUCCUCCUUGGCAUUGUCUGCAUGCGUUUCCCAUCACACUAGUUGCAUGCUAAAUCUGACUGCUCAAUUAGUGGUUGCUUAAGUUCUAUCACUUUUUUUUAAAGCAGAUAGAAGAA
Messenger RNA from Spea bombifrons (plains spadefoot toad), 1416 nucleotides. RefSeq names its product MYCL proto-oncogene, bHLH transcription factor (gene MYCL). The coding region runs from base 89 to 1114 and encodes 341 amino acids. Gene Ontology annotation, molecular function: RNA polymerase II cis-regulatory region sequence-specific DNA binding; protein dimerization activity; DNA-binding transcription factor activity, RNA polymerase II-specific. The transcript has 3 exons. The record is from RefSeq and is a predicted model, not a curated record. Gene Ontology annotation, biological process: regulation of transcription by RNA polymerase II. Lineage: Eukaryota; Metazoa; Chordata; Amphibia; Anura; Pelobatidae.